Molecule: messenger RNA, 2152 nt
Organism: Leptinotarsa decemlineata (Colorado potato beetle)
Lineage: Eukaryota; Metazoa; Arthropoda; Insecta; Coleoptera; Chrysomelidae
Product: venom dipeptidyl peptidase 4
Biological process (GO): proteolysis
Cellular component (GO): plasma membrane
Molecular function (GO): serine-type peptidase activity; dipeptidyl-peptidase activity
Source: RefSeq, a predicted model, not a curated record
AAUUUAUUGACUCUAAGAUGAUACGAGUUCGUCGAGUCAGCUAGUUGGUUAUAGAAAUCUUGCUAUCGCAAAGUGAGUUUGUCAACCUUAGAUUAAGUCAGUAUGGCUUUGUGUAUUCUAUCGAUAACGAUGAGACAAAUUUCAAGUGAGGAAUGCAGUUUAUUUUGAAUAGAGGAAACAUACCAAACUCAAUUCGCCAGUCCGUUUCACGCGAUUGGAUAAUCAAAACAAUAAUAUCGACAAUUUAUUCAAACAGAAUCGUGAGUUGAUUUCCAUAAUCCUGUGCAUUCGAAAGAUAAGAUAAAAAACAUAUUCACGUCUUCACUAUAACGAUCGAGGAUAAGGCAACACGGUGAUUAUGAUGUCAUCUACAAUGAAGCAUAUUUACUUAGUUUUCUGUAUAUUCUCAAUAUCUGAAGCAAGAUUCAUCAAGGAAACAGAAGAUGAGUUGAGCCCGUUCGAAUUGGAUGAAUUCUUGAAUGGAACAUUCAAAGCCACAACUUGGACCGGGCUAUGGAUUUCAGACGAAUCAUUUAUAUUCAUCAAUAAUAGUGGAAUCAAUGAAUAUAAUGUAGGAACAAAUACAACAGAAACGAUGUUGGACCACACUGUGAUGGCCAACUACACAAAUCCACAAAUAAGUUUCUCUCCUGACCGAUCCUAUGCACUAUUUCGUUUUAAUAUGUCAUCGGUGUUCAGACAUUCGACGUCUAGUCUUUAUCAGAUAUACGAUAUUGCGGAAGAGAGAUAUUACGACAUUGCAAAACUGGAACCUCUACAACUGGUUGCUUUCGCUCCCAAAGGACAUGGAUUAAUUUACGUAAAGGACAACAAUAUAUAUUAUUUGGAUUCUCCAAUCGUUUCCGAGCCUUUGGCUAUUACCACGAUCGGCAAGAAAGGAAUAAUUUAUUGUGGAGUUGCUGACUGGGUAUACGAGGAGGAAGUACUGAGUGCCACAUCAGCCUCAUGGUUUUCUCCUGAAGCUACAUAUUUAGCUUAUGCUGUAUUUGAUGAUACAAACGUGAAAAACUUCUCUUAUGCCAUUUAUGGAGAGCCAGGAUCUAAGGAGAAUCAGUAUCCCACUGAGGCACAACUCAAGUACCCCAAAGUAGGAACACCAAACCCUCUUGUCACCAUCUACCUGUAUGAUUUCACUACGAAGGAAACAGUUGAGUUUCAGUUCCCAUCCACAAUCCACAACAAAGACACGAAUGACUACAUUUUCUAUGACAUGACGUGGAUUUCUGACACCGAAGUGGCUAUGAUUUCCACCAACAGAGUCCAGAAUGAGUCUAUUAUUAUACGAUGUAAAUUGGAUGGGUCGUGUAUUGAGGAACAAUCUUACAAGGAAGAAAAGGGAUGGUUGACACCACGGAUCCCAAAAUAUAGCAAAAAUGGGAAAAGGAGACUAGAAAUCUUACCUCAAAUCGAAGGUGACGACAAAUACGAUCAUUUGGUACUUACAGACAUCGAUACCAAUACACAAAUCAGACUGACUAAUGGCAGACUAGUUGUUUUAUCUAUUUAUGGAUGGGAUGAAGCUCGAGGUUUGAUAUAUUACAAGGGUACAGUGGCCGAUACACCAUCCCAACAACAUGUGUAUGUUGUUUCUGAAGAAGGAGAAAGUGGAUGCUUAACAUGCGACUUUAUUGUUGAUGGGAGUAACUGUACCUUUGCUGAUGCUGCUUUCAGCAAAAACUAUUCUUACUACGUGAAAACUUGUUUGGGGCCCAAUCCACCUCUACUGGUAAUCGUCAACACAAAUGAUCCUAGUGAUAGUUUUGUUUGGGAGGAAAACAAGCCCUUGAGAGAGAAACUCAAACUGAAAUCAAUGCCGGUGGUAAAAAACAUGGAAGUUCCUAUAAGCAACAAUUUCACCGCUAGAGUUCGAUUAUUUUUACCACCCAAGCUAAAUGAAAAUUCGUUAAAAAAGUACCCAGCAGUUGUGAACACAUACGGCGGUCCCGAUUCUAAUCAAAUUUUGGACGCGUACAGCACAGCUUUACAAUACUACAUGGUUACUAAUAGAGAAUAUAUUUACAUACUCAUAGAUGGAAGAGGCACUGGACGAGACGGUCAAAAUAAAAUGUUCCAGAUGUACAGAAAGUUUGGCACUGUGGAGAUAGAGGAUCAGAUAUACGUAACAAGGUAU